Salarias fasciatus (jewelled blenny) is the source of this 4351-nucleotide messenger RNA. It is a transcript of the gene nucks1a, whose product is annotated as nuclear casein kinase and cyclin-dependent kinase substrate 1a. Gene Ontology annotation, molecular function: double-stranded DNA binding; single-stranded DNA binding. Bases 277 to 1188 code for a protein of 303 amino acids. Gene Ontology annotation, cellular component: cytoplasm. Gene Ontology annotation, biological process: double-strand break repair via homologous recombination; interstrand cross-link repair. NCBI's taxonomy places the organism in Eukaryota, Metazoa, Chordata, Actinopteri, Blenniiformes, Blenniidae. The record is from RefSeq and is a predicted model, not a curated record. The transcript is spliced from 8 exons.
GUUUGGCUGCACACAGGCUGCAGUUUCAGUUUGUUUUAUUCACCAUUUUGAAGCUGAAGGUAAAAAAUAAAGAAUAUUUGCGUUUGGAGCACGAGCCGCGGCCGCACUUUUGUUUUUCACGCGUGAGCUGGGACGGUGGAGUUGUGCGUCACCCUCGCGCCCCCCUGGGUGUUUUGCAGAGCGGGAAUCUACAGUUUCUUUUUUUUCCUCCCCCCCGUGCUUUUUCUUCUCCCCCUUUUUUUCUUACAUCCUUAACCUCCACAGUAUUCCUGCAAAAUGUCCAGACCCGUGAGGAACAGGAAAGUGGUGAACUACUCACAAUUCAACGAGUCGGAUGCAGAAGAGGAGUAUGGCGACAACAAGCCCAAGAAGGUUCGCGCAGCCCCUCGUGAGCCCAAGCACAAGCGCUCGAAGAACUCACAGGAAGACAGCGAGGACUCUGAUGACAAGCUCUCCAAAUCCAAAAAUGAUUCAGCAGACGACUUUGGCAGUGAUGAGGAGGACAACGACUUUGGAGAGGAGGAGGAAGAAGACGGCGGGAGCGACUAUGAAGAGAAAAAGGGGAAAAAGGGAAAGAAAGCCAAGGCGGAGAAGCCCAGCAAGAGGGGGCCGAAGAGGAAACGGGCCGCAGAUGACAGCGACGACGACAGGGAAGUGAGUCGAAAGCGUACAGUGCGCCAGGCGGCCUCCAAGGCGGUGUCCAAACAGAGAGAGAUCCUGCUGGGAGACGGAGGCAGCGAGGACGAGGAGCACGAAGACCCAGAAGAGCCCUACAUGGACCCUGACGAGUCCGGCAGCGACGAGGACUUCAUGGUGGAGGACGACGACGACAGCGACUACGGUCAGUCCAAGAAGAGAGGCAAGAAGGUGAGUCGGCGGGGACGGCCAGACAAGAAGGAGAAGAAGAGCCCCAAGCCCCGGCUAAAGGCCACAGUGACCCCCAGUCCCAUGAAGGGCAAGGGGAAGGGGCGCCCCAGCACCAAGACCGUGGAGAAGAGCUCACCCAAAGAGGAGGAGGAGGAGGAGGAGCCCGAAAGCCCCCUGGAGGAGGAGGAGGAGGAGGCCGAGAAGAAGGAGAGCUCCCCUCCCCCCAAGACGACGAAGGAGGAGGCGGGAGCGGAGGAGGAGGAGGAGGACGAGGAGGAGGAGGACGGCUCGGAAGAGGAGGCGCCCUCUGGAGACGACUAGAAGAUGGUACCCGUUUGAAGCCCAUGCUCCUCGUCUCUCUCUCCCUCUCUCUCUCUUUUUCUCUCUCUCUCUCUCUCUCUCUCACCCCUCGUUUUCUUUUGUUGCCCUGCGUUUAGAGUUUGUUUUUUUUUUUUUUUUAACAUUUUGUUUUCUCCUGGUGGCCUGGCUCAACGGUUUGGACUCUGCUGUGCCCCUUUUUGAACCCCCCCCCCCCCCCGUUUUCCUUCUUCUCGCUCUCGUAUUUUAUUCGACUCGUCUCUUCCUCGCCACGCUGAAUUCCUUGCGAGCAUCCGUCCCGAGCUUCUCGAAACGCUAGGCCCUUUCUUUCUUCUUCUUCUUCGUCUUUUCCCAGCUGCAGGUGCGCCUCUCCCCUCGCCUCCAUCGCCCUCUCCUCGGUACUUCGCCCCGUUCGCUCGCUUGCAGCCGGUUCCCUGAGUGAUCUUUUGAUUAACGGCGGCGACGUCACAUUUCCCGUGCACGUUAAGGCAGGGCGCCGCCUCCCAUGUCGUGUUUCGGCGCCCUUUGUGGUUCACUCUGCUGCCGUGGUGAAACGGUUUCUGUCUCUAUAAGUGAGGCUUUUUAACGGCGUCCUGUUACCCCCCACUGCCCCCCUUACCCCCAACAUCCAGCCCCUUGGGCCAGGCACCCCUAAAAUCUGCUCAUCUGUAAGAAAAUGCAAGAAGAGAUGUGAUCUUUUUUUUGUUGGGUUUUUUUUUUUUUUUUUUUUUUUUUUUGAGAGUUACAAAAUGAAUGUUUUUUCUCCUGUUGGUUCAUUGUUCUAAUUCUCUAUUCAGAUUUUUUUUGUAAUGUUUGUUUUUUAAGAAAAGAAAUAAAAAUGUAUCUUGAUUUUAAAGAAAAAAAGUCGACCCUAUCCGAUCUGUUCUGCUUGCCCCGCCCCCUUCACUAUAGCCCCUCCCCCUCCUCCUCCUGCUUCUGUUAGCUUAAUGGUUACCGUCAGUAUCCAUGUCCAUUUCUUUCGCCUUGCCCAAGUUGAAAUGUUUUUAAAUGCGGAAUUCUGCCGUACGGACACUCAGUAGAUUUAAUCAUGGGCAGCUCGGUGUUUUCCGGUGUAGCUGCCAGAUCGGCAACUUCUGAAUUCUCACGACGGCGACGCAGCGACCUUCUCCGAACGAACUGCUGGUCGAAUGGCAGAAUUACAGACGUACCGAUGCAGCAAACUUCUUCUUUGGUUUGUAACAUCGAGCAGCUGACUCCAGAACUACACCAUGUUUUAUUAUAGCAUCGUAUUGAUUCUAUAAUCAAUGUCUGACAUUACAAGAAAAAAACAGCGCUGUGAAAAUGUUAGAUUUUUCAGGCAGCACAUCGCUCCGAUAGCGCUAAUCUGGUUAAAUGUCGCGCUCUUGACAUGACCGGACAUUUACCCCAUCGACUCGCCCGUCCGUUUCUAAACCUUCUGGUCAUUCUGUACCGCUAACGUUAGCGUUCACGCGACGCGCCUCGCCAUCCCUCGACCGGUCGCCGCUCCGCCGCCGUGGGGUUCCUGAGUUGGCCAGCUGAUCGGCUCUGGGUCACGCGAUCAUAGACGAUGCUAACUGCUGUGAAAACACGUCACGCAUUAGAGUCUCCUGCACCUCCUCUUUGGGUUCCUGUCUGUUCACCAAGCUAGCUUGCGCUGCUGGCGAGGCUGCUCGGUGGUAACUCCUCCCAUUGUCACUAUUUACCUGUGAAUAAAGCCAGCGCUGGUCCUUGCAGGUCGGACUACAGUGUGGUUCAGAGUGCUUUGUUUCUGUGAAAUCAGUAUUUGUUGGAAGACGAACGACAAAUUGUGCACACAUUUCCAGUUCUGCAGUUCAUCGAAGUCAUGUGAUUGUUUACGAUUUUUCUUCUCGGUUAGCUCCGUCGCUCUUGUAUCAUCAACUCUAAAAAAAAAAAUUAGAUGUAGCACCGACUCACUUGUGGCUAAACUUCUGGGAACGAGCUCUGCGUUUCCGUCAACAAGCUCAGUGUAGCUGUUCAAUUCUCCACUCUGAGGCCAGGUGUGCUCUGAACCCGGCGUUUUGGUCCUGAUCCGUGACGUCGUCUGUAACCGCGGUGCACCCAGCUGUUCUGGCGCCACACCGGCGCUCAUUUGUCUGUUUAAUGCCUUAAUUUCCAUCGAGUUGAGUUCCAGCAGUAGCUCUUGACGAUAUCACUGGAGGCCUGAGAAUGUAAAUCUGUCCUGGUCCUUUUCGGCCUUCGCCGCGAAGCGGCCGGCCGAUCGGACUUAAAGACGAGUCAACAAUUUGUACGAUCAGCGGAGCAUCCAAAGCCAUAAAUGAUCUCAAAACUAGUGACUCGGAGAUCAGGUGCAGCACUUGUGAGAUUACCCUUUUCUGGUGAGACGUGUUUGAUGUCAAAGAAAAAGAAAAAGGAUAAAAAAAAAAAAAAAUCAAAGUUAAUUAGGAUAAAGUUCCAAUCUUGGGAAUGUGUUUCCACGUGGAGUUUGCGAUCGGAGUCGGUCCCGACGGACACCUUGAACCAAGGUUCUGGAUUCAGAAGCACAUUCGAUUCAUUUCCGAUUGUCCUCAUUGGUGUUUUGUUUCUCUACGUUCAAGGUUCUGAAUUGGCACCGAAACCAUUCUGUCAUUUGGAGACGAUUGGAUCAGAUUAAAAAAAAAAAAAAAAAAAAAAUGAACGAAACCCUUGAGGGGUCAAAACGAGUUUGUCUGGACCAACCUAAGCAGAGCUGGGAGGGCGGUCUGCGGUGGGAUCAGACCCGUCUGGACUGACGCCCCUCUCCCCUCCAUCCCCCCACAAGAGGCACAUGGCACAAGGCCAUGAAUUUCCCCUCUUCCAUCCAUUCUCCCACUUCGGUUCUACUGUCUCUGAUGUUGUUGGUUUCUCCCUCUUCUUUCUCUGGUUUUGUUUUUCUAUCUACCUUCAGUUGUACUGGCAAUGUAAAUGUAAGCCGAGUUGUGAUUCCUACAGGAGACCAAGUGGAAAAGCUUUUGUUCAGUCGUGUGGAAAAAGGAACGCUGAACUCUUGAAUCUUUUUUGCAUGUUGUGGAAAAAAAAAAAGUGCGAAGCGAUGAUGAUGAUGAUGCUGGUAAUGGCAAUAUUGUGGUCUUACAAAAAGGAAAAAAACAAAACAAAAAGUAUUAACGACGACGAUGUUGAUAAUGUUUUGGUUUCCCAGCUUCUAAUAAAGGCGACCUACUUUUUA